UUACAGGCAUUGUGCUAUGAUAUCUCGCCUUUUAGUGGCCGCCGCUUUCACAGCGGCGGCUCUCGGUACACCAGCGCGCCGAAGUCUCCAAGUACACGAGAAAAGGGACACCAUACCCAGUGGCUACAGCCUUACCGGAUCCGCAUCUGCUGACACUGUACUCGAUCUGCGCCUGGCUCUGGUGCAAAACGACACUACAGGUCUCAUCAACGCUCUGUACGACGUGAGUACUCCAUCUAGUGCGAAAUACGGCAAGUAUCUCUCCAAAGAAGAGGUCGAAGUAUACACUGCUGCCAAGCCGGAGAGCGUCUCGGCUGUGAACGAAUGGCUGAGCGAGAAUGGCUUGAACGCGAGCAGUAUCUCGCCAGGUGAACAAUGGAUGGCAAUUCAAUUGCCUGUCAGCCAGGCCAAUGACCUUCUUGGAGCAAACUUCUCGGUCUUCACUCACGAGGAUACCGGGACGGACGCUUAUCUGUACAACAUCCCAACUACGCCUGCCGUUAAUGAAUCUAGUCAACUGUUUAUCUGUGGGUACGAUGAUGACUGGCCACAAAGAGCUGAUCUAUCGGAGUUUUUGGAGACGUACCGCCCGGACAUGAACUCCUCGACUACGUGGAGCCUGCACCUGCUGGACAACGGAACCGACCCUCAGAACAGUAGUAUCGGUCAGAGUGAAGCCACCCUGGAUCUCGAAUACGCUAUGGGAUUAGCGACAAACGUACCGACGACGUUCGUGUCCACGGGCAUCAUCCCGGAAUCGUCCGAUGACUUCGUCAACUACCUGUUGGAUGCUGCGUACUACAUGCUUAAUCUCACUACCGUGCCCCAGACGGUGACCACGAGUUAUGGGCUCGACGAGAACCUGGUCUCCGAGAAGCUAGCAACUACGCUGUGCAACGCGUAUGCAGCUUUGGGGGCUCGUGGUGUUUCUCUGAUCUUCCCGAGCGGGGACGGCGGUGUCUCGGGAUUGCACUACCCGAUUCCCCGGCGGAGUCAUGCACUACUUUUGUUCCUACGUUCCCAUCAACAUGUCCCUAUGUUACCUCCGUGGGAGGCACAUACAACGUCCCGGAGACUACCAGGUCCCGCCACUUCCGCAUACGUCUCUUCCCUGGGCAGCACUAACUCGGGCCUAUAUAAUGGGACUGGACGCGGUUUUCCGGAUGUUGCCGCAUACGCGGAGUAUUACACGAUCAUUCACGAUAAUCAGGAGCAGCAAGUCAAUGGCACGAGCGCGUCGGCCCCUGUUUUCGCAGCGAUAAUCUCGCUCCUGAACGACCAGCUGCUCUCCGCGGGAAACCGCCUUUGGGUUUCUUGAAUCCCUUCUUGUAUCGACCGGCUCGUCGAGCUUCACCGACAUCACGUCUGGCAACAACUACGCGUGCUCGAAC
This is a messenger RNA of Fomitopsis serialis, 1391 nucleotides long. RefSeq names its product peptidase S8/S53 domain-containing protein. NCBI's taxonomy places the organism in Eukaryota, Fungi, Basidiomycota, Agaricomycetes, Polyporales, Fomitopsidaceae. Bases 17 to 1318 code for a protein of 433 amino acids. Gene Ontology annotation, molecular function: tripeptidyl-peptidase activity; serine-type endopeptidase activity. The transcript is spliced from 8 exons. Gene Ontology annotation, biological process: proteolysis. The record is from RefSeq and is a predicted model, not a curated record.